AUGGCGCAGCCGAACGAAGACCCCGGGAUCCCUUUAAUUCUGGACGAACACAGUGAACUCGCAGAAACUCUACACUACCAAGGUCAGGAAGAAGAGGGCCUAUUGGCCAGGGGAGAUUUUCCGGCCGCACUUCUGUCAAUGUCGAAUUACGAGAAGUCCGCACCUCAUCUGUACGAAUACAACGCGCCUCGCGCACUUCAGGAGCAUGUUUAUGCCUCUACUCAGCCUCCCUUUCCUUCUCAGUAUGCUGGUCCGCAGGCCGGACUACCACAUGGUAGCAACCCAGGACCGUUAUCGCUCGUGACUACAUCACAAUAUCAUGCCCCAGCUGCUUAUGGCGAGCCCUCCCAGUCACUGCUUGACCUAUCUGCACGGCCGCUCCCCGAGGUGACCUCUUACAGUCCAUCCAAGGGCUCAGCAGGAGCGAAAAUUUACGUGUAUAUUCGAACAGUCUAUGAUAUCACGUCUGAAUCGCAUUUGUCUUUGUCACUGAUGUUUGGUUCCAAGCAAUGUGCAGCUAUGGUAACGCCGAUGGAUCAGGCUGAUCCUCGCAGUCAGUACGGAUUCUACACAUUGACCGCUACAGUUCCGCCGCUUUCCUCCACUGGUUGGCUUGAACCGCUGGUUGGUGUCUCCUUGAGGGUCGAGGACGGUUCCAGCCAAGACGUAGGCGUUGUGGAAGUCGGAAAUUUUACAUAUACUGACGGAACUUAUCAAGCCGCGUACAACUCGCCUCAAGAGAGUUCGCGGAAGAGAAAAGGCUCUGUUGGUUCAGUGGACGCUGCGCGAACACCGGCCAAGCGAUCCUCCGGUCAGCAGCUGCGCAACAAAGUCGGCGACGAUUUCGGUAGCUAUUCUUAUAUGCAACCAACUGGAUCGCCGUAUUCGCCAUAUCUUCAACCUCCUGUCGCUAGUACCGCCUACUCCUACUCUACCGGCUACGACAGGUCGCUGGGGCCCUCAAACUAUCAACCACAAAUAUCUCCGCGACAAUACCAGUAUCAGUAUGCUUCUGGACCAAAUGUAAACCCGACGACCAAAGUAGCUGCACCAAACUCCCCCGCCUGGAGUCCCUACUCGGCUUACAGCGCGUUGAGCCGAAGUCCAAGGCAAAUACCCGACUCAAACGCAAGUCGGUUGCAGCGGAUCUCGUCUCCUUCAAGCAUGGCCAACCCACCUCUGAUUCGGACCUCAACCAUUCAACAUUCUCCUAGCCCUGCGACUACGCCAGCUGGUGUAAGCCAAGGGAGUCAAGCAUUCAACCCUUAUGCGAUUUAUCCUCACAAGGCCGUUUUGAAGAUUGAAGGCGAUCUUGAUGCCAUGGCCGAGGGAUGGAGUCGCACCGAAUGGGAUGCGAAGAGGCGACUAGUUCAAUUUACACGCAAACAAACUGGCUCAACCAUUCAGACGUCGUUUCAGCCUGUAACGCUUGAAGAUCGAACGCCUAACAGCAUCUGCAUAAGCUGCAUUUGGUGGGAGGAGAAGCAGGAAUGCUUUGUUACCAGUGUCGAUACCAUCUAUUUGCUAGAGUCCUUGGUUGCUGUUCGCUUUACUGUGGAGGAGAAGAACAGGAUUCGCAGAAACUUGGAAGGGUUCCGGCCACUGACAGUCUCCAAAGCCAAGCCCGACAGCGAAGAAUUUUUCAAAGUCAUUAUGGGAUUUCCAAACCCGAAACCAAGGAAUAUUGAGAAGGAUGUAAAGGUCUUUCCAUGGAAAAUCUUGUCUCAUGCCUUGAAGAAAAUUAUUGGCAAAUAUUCGGCAAGCUAUUCCUCGACCGCUGGCGCUCUUCUGACUCCUGUGAGCUCUACGGGAUAUGCUAGCGGGGUGCCGUCCGAGACAGGUACUGAACACCAUGCGACAGCAUCGCCCCGUUCCACUACUGAGUCGAUCACCUCGUCAGUUUACACUACCGGCAUGACAUCAACUGUACGUUCGCCCAAUUUACGAAUGGCAGCGGUUGGAGGUCUUCGGUCACCUCCAGGACCAUCGGAACUUCGAUUGUCUAUUCCCACAUUAGGGUCAACUCAAGAUCCUCAGCAUCAUCAUCACCAUCAACCACAUCAACCACAACAUCAUUGGCAGCCACAGCAGCCAUCACACGUGCAGCUCACACAUCGGCAACCUACAUCCGGACUACCGAGUGUCGCGGGCAGCGGCAGGGGUUCCUGGGACUUUGCGACAUAUAUUGACAAUAACCAUCCCGUGGCAGCUCCUCCAGAAGCCGACACGACUGCUCAUGCUGUCAGCUUCCAGCAGCCUGGGAACAUUGCCACAGCAGUGGGAGCGUCGUCUUCCGAUCUUGGUGGCGGUGAGAGUUAUCAUCGCGCACCGCGGCCAUGA
Molecule: messenger RNA, 2340 nt
Organism: Xylona heveae TC161
Lineage: Eukaryota; Fungi; Ascomycota; Xylonomycetes; Xylonales; Xylonaceae
Exons: 3
Coding region: 1-2340 (779 amino acids)
Cellular component (GO): nucleus
Source: RefSeq, a predicted model, not a curated record